Molecule: messenger RNA, 747 nt
Organism: Brassica oleracea var. oleracea
Lineage: Eukaryota; Viridiplantae; Streptophyta; Magnoliopsida; Brassicales; Brassicaceae
Product: phospholipase A2-beta-like
Exons: 4
Coding region: 106-543 (145 amino acids)
Biological process (GO): pollen germination; arachidonate secretion; phospholipid metabolic process
Molecular function (GO): A2-type glycerophospholipase activity; calcium ion binding
Source: RefSeq, a predicted model, not a curated record
GCAGGAAGAAGAGCCAAUGAGAUCUCAAGGAGACUCAUUAUUUUCGAAGACUAAGGACGAUCAAUCAAAUCCAGAAGCUUCUAUCUACUAGCUGUAGAGACGUUGAUGAUUAGCUCUUCUUCUAUGCGUGUCGCGGCUGCUUUCCUCCUUGUCCUCCUCUUCCUCGUCGACGUUGUUUGCAGCGAGGAGUGCACAAGAACAUGCAUUGCGCAGAAUUGUGACACACUUUCUAUUCGGUACGGGAAGUAUUGUGGGAUUGGACACUCUGGAUGUCCUGGUGAAAACCCUUGUGAUGAUCUUGAUGCUUGUUGUAUGGUCCAUGACAACUGCGUUGAGGCAAAUGGUAUGACUAACGUAAGCUGCCAUAAGAAGUUCAAGCAAUGCCUAAACAGGCUUAGCAAAUCGAUAAAGGAAUCCAAAAGCAAAAAGGUCGGCUUUUCCAAACAAUGCCCUUACUCACAAGUCAUACCAACUAUGAAUCAAGGAAUGGAUAUCGGCAUCAUGUUCAGUCAACUAGGCAAUGAUCUCAGAACCGAGCUCUGAGUUUUGCUGCGCAUUUACUCUUGGCCUAAGAGGAGGAGGAGGCAUCACGUUGGGACUUGGUAGUUUUAGAAGAUUCUUUGGUAAUGAUGAUGAUUACCUCUAAUUGCCAUUGCAAGUCGCUGCUAGAUUAGCUUAAUUCAAACACAUUUGGAUGAUUUAUGACACAUGUUAUUCUUGGAAACUACUAUAAGCAGCUGAUGUGAC